ACGCUGCGUUAUCGGAUAAACUAUUUGUUUGAUUCGCAAGUGCAUAGGAACCCGGUUUACGCGAAAACGGUUCGUUCCGAUUUAAUUAGUCGAAGUGCAUCGCGUGUCGCAACGGUCAAGCGAAAAGUCGGUGUUGACAUCUCUUAAUACAAUAAUUAAUAGAAGUGUGAACAGUGUAUGACAGCCGUUUAUCAGUCGCCGGCUAACUACGUAAAUACAUAGUGUACGUAGGAGUGCAUCGUGGCCAGAUAAAGGAUUUGCAGUAUGUUUAUGCGUUGGGGAGACGAGGCGGGCGGGGAGCCGGCAGUGCGCGCGCGAGUUGCCCGCGAUGCACGCGUGCCGCCCGCCGCUGCGUAGUAUUCCUUGCACCACGAGGGCCACACCAUGGCCGAGUGGGCUCUCAGUCGCGAGUGGCCCGGUCGGUCCUGCCAGCCUCCGUUCCAGGGCUACGACUACUUCCAGCAGCCCCCGCCGCAGCCGUUCGAGUCGCAAGCGCAGGCGUUCGCCCCGGUGCAGCACUCCGGCCAGCUGCCGGGCUUCAUCGCGCCCGGCAUGCUGCCGGUCCAGCCCAGAGGGGAAAACCCACGGGAGAUCCGCAACAGGGCCGAAAAGCAGCGCCGCGACAAACUCAACCAGAGCAUCUACGAGCUCGCCUCGAUGGUGCCGCCCGUAGUGGCUUCAAGCCGCAAGAUCGACAAGACCGGGGUGCUGCGCCUCACUGCGCACUUCUUGAGAUCUCAUCAGUACGUAUUCGGUGAGACGAUUGGUCGUGCGCCCACCGAGAUCAACAGCGCAUCUGCCCAAGCGCUGUUGCAGUUUUUCAACGGCUUCUUACUCACUACCACAUACAAGGGAAUCGUAGUAGUCGUGUCCCAAAAUGUGCAGCAGUAUCUUGGAUAUACUGAGUUGGAACUCCUCGGCCAGAACUUAUUCACAAUUACUCACAAGGACGACCACAAGACACUUCUCUACCAAUUAAAGCCCAGGAGCCAAAUCUUGGGGCCCAACGGGGAACUUCUGAUCCCUGAUCGGCCAGACGGGAAGUCACUGGUGGCUAAAGCACUGGCUGGCGAGAAAAGGCGAUUCGUCCUAAGGUUUAAGAAGCACACGCAGCGUUCAGAGCCAACUCAGUACGUCGCCUGCUUGGUGGAGGGUUCGUUGCGCAAGUCGGACGGCGCCUGCCGCGGCAACAACCGCUGUUGCCAGAUGGUCCGCCGCGCGCGCGCCAGGGGCGACAACCCGUGCUCCAGCGGCAAUGACGUCGUAUUCAUCGGCAUCGUGCGUCCCACAGUGGAGACGUUCAAGAAGGAGCAACAUUUGGAGCAGUUCCGUAUGGAGUACCGCACUCGUCACUCCAUCGACGGGCAGAUCAUACAGUGCGAGCAGCGCAUCGGCCUGGUGACCGGGUACAUGACGGACGAGGUGCAGGGCGUCAAUGCUAUGAACUUCAUGCACCGUGAUGACGUGCGCUGGGUCAUCAUAGCUCUGCGGGAAAUGUACGACCAGCACCGCCUCUACGGCGAGUCGUGUUACCGCCUCAUGAUGAAGAACGGCCAGUUCAUCUACAUGAGGACCAGGGGCGCUCUCGAGGUGGAGAGCGGCACCAAGGCGGUGACCAGCUUUGUAUGCACGAACACCAUGAUGAGCCCGGAUGAGGGUCAGCACCUCAUCAAGAUGAUGAAGAAGAAGUUCACCAUGCUCGUCAAUAACAACCAGGAGCCGCCACAGGAGCCUGAGGUCACUGACACAAACGACGAUUCAAUACCGGUUGAAGAUCCGAAACAGCUCGAGAAGGUCAUCCUCCACCUGGUGACCAACUUACCUUCGCCCCAGCCCGACGAGAAGGACCACAGCUUGUCGCCCGAGAGAGAUGGCCCCCACGUUCACUUGGCCAUAAUACCACCCCGCAAAGAGCGCAUCGUGAUGGGUAUAGAGAAAAUAUACACCGUCAUUAAAAAUUUCAACAAUCCCAACAUUGACGAACAUGUUGACGUUAAGCGUAUAAGAGCUUCUAGCGUAGAGGCAACUACGCCUUCCCAUGAUACUCCCUGUUUCGAGGAUGCAUCACCGGAAAAAGCCCCCGCGACACUUCCUACAAUCUCGACUAUCACCAAUAAACAUUACCGCACUCAAACAAACUUGAACGACUUUGGAGAAAUAUUUCAGAACCUUAAACCAGCUCUGGCAAAUAUAGAAGAAAGCCGUGAAGUAAAAACACCAACGUCCUUCGCUGAAUAUAUAGUUAAACAACCUAACAAACAUACCAAGUUUAAUUUCACAAAAACGCAAAAAGUUUUCGAAAUUGUAAACCUGGAAGAGCCCGGUUCUAGUUUUAGCGUCAUUGGAACGAAACGCUCUAUGGAAUUUUCUGCUGAAGACGAUUUUUCGAAAAAGAAGUCUGCUCAGAACGAACCCGAGGAAGCAGUAAAUGGACGCAGCUCUCCAACGUUAGAGAGUUUCUUCAAUGAUGCCAUUCUAAAUACACAAAUUUCCCAGCUUGAUGAUGCCCUGAUAUCUUUGGAAGAUACAAUCGAUCCAUUCCCUGAUCUUUUGAUAUCUCAGGAUGUACAAGAUAUAUUGGGUGGCCUAGACCCGGACGAGCAGCCUGAGCCAAAUUAAAAAUAAACCGUUCAGCCAAGCUGCGAUACCAACCGGAUCUCCUGUAAAUAUGACGCCAGUUACAAGUGAAAUCAUAUUUUACGUGAAAGAAACCAAUUUAUGAGUGGAGCUUGGAUAUUGAAUACCUAUACGGCACCCACAUACCAAACUCUCUGGAAGACCGUAACCUGACGAGGCGGUGUAUGUAAUACAAAGAAACAAUAACUGAAAUUGUAUAAUAUGAAGUACGUAGUUGAGUGUAAGUAGUUAGGUGUAGAUUAUGUAUGGAACUCAUAUUUUCUACUGAAGUUAUAUAUAGAUAAGUAAGUAUGAAUUUUAAUGUUAAAGAGUAUAUUUUUAAUCUAAAUGAUGGGUAGUUUUUGAUAUAAAGAGUAAAGUGAAUGUGUAGUAGUAAUGUAGGUCCCCAGAAUCCGUUAGUAGCAUAACUUCGUGAACGGGUAUACUUUGCCAUAAGGUUAGCAUUAAGUAUUUCGACAACCCAUGAGUGAACUUUGCACAUACAUACUUAUAUGUAUAGGAUAUGGACGACUGUAUCAUGACACACAUAUUAAAUACUUACACUGUGGUAAAGUACGUACUUGUUAUUAUAAUUGUAAUCGUAACUUAAUGUCCAAUUUACGCGUAGUAUGGAUACUAAUUUCAUUUUCUUGGCAUGUACACAGGAAGUAGAUUAUUUUAUAGGUGUCUAAUGGAUUUUGAUUAAUGAGUUCAUAGUUAUGAAAGAAAAACUUGUUUACUUUAAUUUCAUUAGUUUUGUAAGUAUUGCGUAUGUAGGUUACGAUAACAUUUUUUUAUAGUUUUUUGAUGAUGAGAAAAUGAAAAUUUCCUUGCAUUGUGGUGUAAAUAAAAAUCUCGAUACCAAUGCUACUUACCUAGUAAAUACUACUCGUACGUUGUAGGGACGUUACGCAAAAUUUCCCUUAUGACUCGCACAUGGCGCAUUGUAACCCGCGCAAGUUGAGGCCCAGGCUACAUACGCAAACAGCAUGCUUCAUUUACUUGCCUAUGCGUUGUGUAUAUCAUGCAUAUAACUAGCGCAAGUUACUAGCACAAAUGGUACGCGCAUGCUGUUCAUAUUCACCCGCGUUUUUACUCAUUUCAGCCACGCUGGUGACGUGGAUUAUUUGUGGGUGUAGGCUCAAAAGUUCGUAGACCCACACAAAACUUUACAUAUCUUUGUUCAUAACUCAUAACAUAACCUACUUAUAACCUGCGCGGGUUGCGUGCGCUAUUUAUGAGUAAAAGUAGGUUGUUAACCAAGGGACGUAGGACACCCACGAGGAUUCCUAGUCUAUGCCCACUGCUGACGGGUUAUUUUGGCGCUCAAACGAAGUCACAAUGGUUGCCUUUCAGUCAGGGUGGAAAAGGGAUAGGAGCUUGAAAGUUGCGCCAAAAAAAAAAGAAAACUUCCACUCAGUAGUGUGUUCAAAUAACACAAAGAAAUUAUUUUCUAAGUAAAACACGUGCGAGUCUUAUUCAACUUAGAAAAAGUAUUACUCUUUAUUUACUCAAGCAUGUAGGUAAUCGAAUCUGCGAGCGGUUAAAGGUGAAGUGUAGCUGAACGUAAGUAGGUUACUAUUUAGUAACACUUAGUAUCGACAUAUGAUCUCAAACCUUCCAGUGUACGACAAAUUAUCAUUUAUUCUAUUAGAUGGGGAACAUUAUACAUUUAUUAAUUGGGAAACAUUAUUAAAAGCUUUAUUUUGAAGUACACAGACUCGUGAAAUAUUAGAUCCUAUACGUACAUAAAUUUUACCUUCAUGUUUAUAGGUACUAAUAUCCAGAAUUAGAAAAGAGUAAAUUGUAUACUUCGUUUUUGUAGCAUUAAACAGAAAAAAGUAAACAAUUUUAGGUAGAAAAAAGUAAAUUAGAAGUAAAGCAACAAAUAAAAAAAUCUAUGAUUUGUAAGUAUAGCAACCACGUAAAUAAAAAUAGUUACUCUUCAAGUUAUGAAAUGACAACGUGUGGCCAUGUCAUCAUUAAUGUCUAAUUUAAAUUAUCUAUUUCAAAUUCUCCCCAUCUACUUUAAAAUACACAACUCUAGGUAAGUAUAGAGAAUAGGGUAUUUACUCGUUUAAGGGGGGUGAUUUCGUUUAGAAUAUGUUUUUUUCUGAAUUUGUCUAUGUAAUGAUAUCGUAGGAACACAGUCACCACCAAUUAAUUCGAAUUAUCUAACAGCUUUACAAAAAGCAGUAAUACCAUUAAUGUGGAGCAGAUACUUUUGAACUCGAACUGAAGAGAUAUAUUUCUAAUUAUAAGUAAAAGUAUUUUAUUGUGGCAGAAUAGUUUUGGCACGUUGUGUUAUCCGCUACUAUUGAAGUUGACAGUGCAGUCAAAAUGAAACACCGUGAUCAUGAUCAAACACGCACUGGUUAUAAUCUAUCAAUCGUAUAUUGUAAACGUUUGCCAUUAAUAUUCGUAUGAGUGAAUUUAUUUGCGAAUAUAUUUACCAGUUGCCAAACGAUGUUAAAUAUAUAGCAUUGUACCACUUGUCGCAAAUAAGUUUAGUAUGCAUUACAGGUUUUUGAUUAGUUUUGCAAUUUAUUUUGAUUCAGUAGAAGUGAACUUUUAGGUACCAUCACGCUCCGCGAUUGUUGCCCCAUUUAGGGUCCUAGCUAAAUUGGUUGUUCACUACGCUAUAGAAUUUCCAAUUUAGCAAGAAUCCCGAAUGGCAUAACAAUCCCGUGUGGCGACUGUACAAUUGUACAUACCAUACACGUUAUCUGAAAAGCAAAGUUGUUCGUAGGUAUAAUUAUAGAUAGGUGUUAAUUAUUGACAAAUAAAAAAUAUGGGCUUAACAUGGCUGAAUAAAUAUUUU
This is a messenger RNA of Cydia splendana, 5437 nucleotides long. It is a transcript of the gene BmMET2, whose product is annotated as neuronal PAS domain-containing protein 2-like. The transcript has 12 exons. The record is from RefSeq and is a predicted model, not a curated record. Gene Ontology annotation, molecular function: RNA polymerase II cis-regulatory region sequence-specific DNA binding; DNA-binding transcription factor activity, RNA polymerase II-specific; protein dimerization activity. NCBI's taxonomy places the organism in Eukaryota, Metazoa, Arthropoda, Insecta, Lepidoptera, Tortricidae. Bases 385 to 2619 code for a protein of 744 amino acids. Gene Ontology annotation, cellular component: cytoplasm; nucleus; aryl hydrocarbon receptor complex. Gene Ontology annotation, biological process: regulation of transcription by RNA polymerase II.